Molecule: messenger RNA, 3822 nt
Organism: Cloeon dipterum
Lineage: Eukaryota; Metazoa; Arthropoda; Insecta; Ephemeroptera; Baetidae
Product: two pore potassium channel protein sup-9-like
Exons: 7
Coding region: 567-1937 (456 amino acids)
Biological process (GO): stabilization of membrane potential; potassium ion transmembrane transport
Cellular component (GO): plasma membrane
Molecular function (GO): potassium ion leak channel activity; outward rectifier potassium channel activity
Source: RefSeq, a predicted model, not a curated record
GAGAGGGAGAGAUGUCGUCAUCCGCAGCCCGCGGAGCAGCAGCGUGUGCUGCGAUAUCGAUUUACUCGCAGUUUCAUCGAUUUCGUGAUGCGCUCUGGGGCUGGACGUCGUCUGUACCACCAUGUAAGUGAGCUCGGCCGCCGUCAGUAGAUAGCCUGGCCAUCCGAAGCGGUGAGCGGGGCCGUUGUCGCUGGCUCUCCUGGUCCGCGCGAGCUGCGGUCUCCAGCCAGCCCCUGGUCCACGCCCCCGCUGUCCGCCGCACUCGCCGAAAUUCCGCAGAGAUGCCCCAGCAGCAGCCGUGCGUCUCGAGGCGUGCGUUUUGAUGCCGCUUGGUGCACCGUGUUGAAAGCAGGACAUGGGCCGCGUCUAAGGCUGCACGCUUCCUGCGCUGGAUCAUCGUAAAACGACUAGGCUCUUAUGAGGCGUUUGUUCUCCAAGAGGCGCCGAAAAUUCGGACAUGGGAGUUUGCUGUCGCUCGCACCCUUGCCAGUCACGCAGCAGCAGCACUCCCCUCGGCUCUAAUGGCCUCAUGCUGAAUAUCCACCGGCCAUCCUCGCGCACCAGGAAUGAAGAAGCAAAAUGUGCGGACGCUAUCGCUCAUUGUGUGCACCUUCACUUACCUUCUAGUUGGGGCAGCUGUCUUUGACGCACUUGAAUCUGAGACGGAGAAAAAACGCUGGGAAGUCCUCGAUGCAAUUGAGAACAUGGUGAAGCGCAAAUACAACAUUUCCGAAGACGAUUAUCGCCUGAUGGAGACGAUUGUUUUGAAAUCAGAGCCGCACAAAGCUGGCCAUCAAUGGAAGUUUGCGGGUGCCUUCUACUACGCCACCACUGUGCUAACAACAAUAGGUUACGGACACUCGACGCCCAAUACAGUAGGAGGCAAAUUGUUCACCAUGUUCUACGCAAUCGUGGGCAUCCCUUUGGGCCUGGUCAUGUUCCAAAGCAUCGGUGAGCGCGUCAACAAGCUGAGCUCGGUGAUUAUUCGAGGGUGCAAGAGGAUGCUCGGAUACCGCGACGUCGAAGCUUCCGAACUGAACUUGAUCAUCGUGGUAACCACCCUGAGCUCGCUUACCAUCGCAGGGGGCGCGGCCGCCUUCAGCCGAUACGAGGGCUGGACAUACUUCGACUCCGUCUAUUAUUGUUUCAUUACUCUAACCACAAUAGGAUUCGGUGAUAUGGUGGCUUUGCAGAAGGACAAUGCACUUGAAAGCAAACCUGAGUAUGUAGCGUUUGCUCUCAUCUUCAUUCUCUUCGGCCUCGCAAUAGUUGCUGCCUCUCUCAACCUGCUCGUCCUGAGAUUUGUUACUAUGAACACUGAGGAUGAAAGGAGAGAUGAAGCUGAAGCUUUACAGGCUGCUCAAGGUGCAGUAAGACUGGAAGGUGACGUAAUAACUGCCAAUGGGUCAAUAAUUAGUGGUCACGGCGGCCGCGGUAGAGGGGCCACCUCAGCUAGUGAGACUUCUCUGGCGUCCAACACGUCCGUGUGCUCGUGCAACUGUUGUUGCUGCCUGCCGGUGAUGAAUCACCGGCACAAGCGGCCGUCGCCGCCUUCGAGCGACAGCUGCUGCUCGUCGCCAGCGGGAUCGAGUCCGCGCAUCUCCAGCUCGCACCUCAGCACGCCGCGCUUCCGCGUGCAGAAUUCGCACACGUCGCACUACGUCACGCAGCACCUGCUGCUCCGGCCGCAGAAGGCUCACCCAGAGAUCCUCUACCUGCGGGAACCGCUCACGGCCAUCUACUACCCGCCGUCCGACGACGAGCCACCUCCACCGCCUCCGCCACCCCUCAAACAGCCCAAGGCGCAGAAACAGCGCGCGCCAAAACCGCCGCCGAUAGACACCAGUGCGGCCCUCCUUCUGCAGCCGCCACUCACGCCUGAUAGUCUUAAGAGCUGCCCCUCACCGUCAGCCUACAGCCACCGGGCAUCCAUUUAAUCACUUUAAAUCUGAUUUCACAUUAGUUUUGUUUCAAAAUUCAGAUUGUUUUUUUGUAGUAUUUCCAAGCAGAUCUAGCCUUCCAAGGUGACAUUUACAAGCAUGCUCUAUACAUUCCCACUUUGGUUCAAGCAUUACAAUAUUUUUAAACAAGUCCUUCGCCCCCCACCCUCAUUCCCUUUGAGCCAUAAAUGGACUAACCGCAGUUAAUGUGCCAUCAUAUCAUCGCUAGAAGUGAGGUGCAUGCCAGUGAUAAAGUGCCACAGGAACCUAACACACGAUGUAGAGUGACUAAAGAGAGCUCCUUCCCUCUGAAAAAGUGAAGCUAAGCCAAGUGCACAUACUAUUGAUUUUACACUAAUUAUGAAAUAAUGCAAUUUAAGAUAAACCACGGUUAAAAAGCCAUCUAGUGACAUGAUUUUUGGCAUGAAAAAGUAGAAAAUCAUUAGUGAGAAGAAGAGAAUUUAUAUAAAAAAUAUCACAGCGACCUUAGACAGAAUUUGUAUUAAUCAAAGACAGCAGACACAUGUAGGAAUUUUGAAAAAUGCAACACUUUAGCCGGCGUUUGAGGAAACCUUUGGCCACAAUGAAAGAUGAUGACACCAAGAGGGUUUUCAAAUGAAUCAUCAAUUGUGUAUAAGAGUAGGAAAAUGUUUUUACGAAAAAAUACACACAUGAGGAAGCGCAAAAUUGAAGACCAAUUUAAGAAAUCUUUUCUUAAAACGAGGUAAUGCAAUCGAUCGAAUUAACUUGACGAAACUGUAAUACAUUGGCUUUAUAAAGUCUGAUCUGGGGUUUGAAUUCUAAUUCACUGGCGGAGCAUCAUCAAAAAGAAUCAAACAAACUUGAAUCCUUUAAAAUAAUUGAAUUUCCAAUAUUAUGCUUUUGGGUCUGCGUAGUGGGUAUAGAUUUUCUACAGGUAUAUUCGCUUUAGAGUGUUGUCAAAGCUGUAAUAUCACUAAUCAUUUUAUAAGUUAAGGCCUAAUUAGCAAUAAUUUUGUCCUUAGCUGCGCUAUUAUAAAUAUUUCUCCUCCGUUUGUUGCAUGGAAAUGGCCACAUAGAGAGCUUCUAACUUAAUUACUUCCAGUUUUUCCCCUUCAUGUUGUGCUAUUUAAUUUGUAAUUGACGCCUUUCAGUCAAUCAAAAAGUGAUCAGUGAUGUGAAUGAGAAGCCGCAGUUAAAAAGCUCAAAAGUAAAUGCACACAGAAGCAAGAAGAGUCGUUUAUAUUAAGAAUAAUUUUUAUACUUUUGUCAACACACAAAUACAGCAUUUUAUGUAAGUUUAAGUUCAGCACUAGCUAGGUGAAGGUUAUUGUGGAUUGGCCUCUUCAAUUAAUUGAAUUUGUGGAAAGAGCGUUCCUUGCGUUUGCGUUGCUGUUAAGGUAAUCAUAGCAAAGUUUGAUGUUUCCCAACAAUACUAUAAAGCUAAGGAUUUUAAUAACAUUAAAAUGUGUAUUAACAACACGAUUAAAACUUGGACCGGGACCAUUUUCAAAAGUAAUGCGUACCGGACUCUCAAUUUGAAAUGGUUGGCUUGAUGCCGUUUAAAUCUCAGUUGUUGCUAAAAUAUUAAAUUGCUGAUACGUUACUUAAUCAAGAAUGAAUAAACUCGAGCGUACUAAUCAGAAAUCGAUGAUCUCGACAGAGCUAUGGGCAAGACUAAUAACAUGCGCAAAACACCUAUCCAUUAUUAAUGUGGUACGAUGCAUUUGACUAUAUAUUUAUGACGAUUGAUACAUGCUUGUCACUCAGGAAUGAAAAUAUGUUAUUGGAAUUUUGAAAAAGUCAAGUGUCUCAAACCUGAAAAAGCAUAUUCUGAUAGUUUUAAGAAAUGAAACAAUUAUGGCGUGUGAAUUUUUGUUGAAUAAAAAUUCUCAAAUAAUUA